Saccostrea cuccullata (small rock oyster) is the source of this 1977-nucleotide messenger RNA. RefSeq lists its product as uncharacterized. The record is from RefSeq and is a predicted model, not a curated record. NCBI's taxonomy places the organism in Eukaryota, Metazoa, Mollusca, Bivalvia, Ostreida, Ostreidae. The annotation marks the transcript as partial. The transcript has 11 exons.
AUGGCGUUAAGUAAAGUGUUUACCCAAAGUGACAGAACAAGAUUUGCGAGACUUGCUUUGAUCAUAGUAGAGGAGUUGACGCCUAUUUUACGAGACGUGUUAGAGAAGGAAAUUUCUCCUAGUGUUGUAUUCAAUAGAGUCAAAGCAAAUACACCAUUGUUUAAAAACAUUCGCAAAGAUCAGCUUCUUAUUAUCCAGAAUGCACAUAUUGAUGGUUACAGAGACUUUGACAUAACAUUGCUUUAUACAUUGAUACGCAAUCUUUGUUCCAAUAUCCCAUCUCCCACACAAGGAUGGGGGAUCUCAAAUAUGCCCUCUGUUGGAGAGACUACUCUUGGGGAUGACAUAGAACGUAUCCGCUUAAUUAAAGACAAAUUGUAUAGCCAUGUUUCUAGUGCGUGUGUUUCCGAUACUGAAUUCUAUGAGUAUUGGACUGUCAUGUACGGCUUGUGUCAAAGAACAGGAAAUCACUUACAUAAAAUUUACAUUCAGAGUCUUCAAUUUGCACACUACCGACCAAUAAAUGAGGAAUUAGAAAGGGAGUGGAUGGAGAAAAUUAAAAAAUCAUAUGAAAGUGAGAAGGAAAUGCUUGACGUUAUCAGAGAACUAACACCUUCAAUGAGAUUAGAAAAAGGAUUUUUUUCUACAUCUCCAAAAGUGAAUGCCCGAGCAAAAGACCCAACAAAGAAAGAACAAGCAGAUAUUUUACUGAAAACAACCAUUGACCUUUUGAAUCACAUGGUAGACUGUAUCAAUGAAGUUACAACAGAAGAGGAGUUAAAGGAAAUUUUUGACACAGUAGAAAACCUUUUAAAGGAAGGAUCAAACGAAAUAAUACGGGACUCCAUCAAACCUUUCUUUGACAAACUGUCAUCAAAAAUAAAAACCUAUGCAAAUCAGCACGUACGAAAGAUCAGUAUUCUGGCAAAAUUCACGAAAUUUGUCAUCUUUUUAAGAACAAAGUAUGGCGCUGAUAUGAAAAGCUAUCAAAGCAGUUUAUUACCUCACCUGACAUUUCUUUCGAAAGAGGGAUAUAAACUUUAUGAAAGGGACUUAGAGAGAGGAGAGAUAGGAAAAGAAAUUCUUGAUUUGCUUUUAUACCCAGUAUAUUUAGCUUGUUUCGAUUUAAAAUCUCACGAUCUGAUAAUAUCACUAAACAACCAAACAAUCUAUGAUGAUGUUGGAGAAAGAAAAUAUCAAGGUCUCCAACUUCCGGAAAGUGUAGGAAGAAAGUUCCCUCCAACAGAUUGGAAAGGAAGAUAUAGGCUGCAACAUGGGGUGAGCAAUUUCUUCAUUCUGGAUACAUCAGAGACCAUGGAUGAAGAAGGUUUUAAACAGAUGAAGGAAACAUUUGUUUCAAUGAUUGAAAGUUACGCUUUGCAUCCGAAUUUGAAUGAACGCGUUGCAGUGAUACACUUUGGAAAAGAAAAUAAAUAUCUUCAUUAUCUUUCCAACAAUUACGAAUCUUUGAAGCGAGUAUUAGAUGACGCCUCUUGUUCGGGUCCAUCUGAAAUGAUUGAGGGGUUUCUUUUAGCUAUUCCUGGUUUGGAAGAUCUGCAAUGUAUGACCACUGUUGGCUUGUUUACUGUCCGAGCAAGAGUGAUCCUCAUUUCGGAUGGAAGAACAACAACUUCAAGCUUCUCAUAUUCAAAUCGUUUUAAUCAUCAAAUUGAAGAAGACCACACGAUGCAUCUCUUAGAACAAGUGAAACAAAUAGGGAACAAACAUCCAAUAUUCUGUGUUCCAGUUGGAAAGGAUCCAAAUAUUAGUUUACUUGGGACUAUUGCCCAUGGAUCUCUGGGAGGAAAACUCGUGUAUCCUGAAGAAGCAAGAAAAUUUACCCAAUACACUUUCGGAAUGAUGAUAGCGACAGAGAUAAUCGGUGAAAUGCCAACAACAAUGUGUUCUAUUGAUGACGUUAUAAACAUUAUGUUUUCUUCACGACAUGAGAGUUAUGUAACGGAACAUGAUUUAUUA